UAUCAGGUUGAUUUUGCACAGUGCAAGGUUAUACUUUCUGAAGCUCUAUCGGCAGCUCGCCUGCAAAGCGUUGGAGGUGUACACAUUCGCUUCAAUUCUCAGACCCCAUCGAACCCUUCGACAUCCACUUACCAUUAUCCAUCCCUGGUCCCUCCACCCGCCUCCCUCGCCUCCAAUGCCUCAACCAAGUCGCCAUCAGCAGUGCAGCUGUGGAGGUGUUCUCCUGAGGAUAUCCUGCGUAAUCCCACUUCUUCGGACUCCUACCGCUAUCCGUCCCUGGAGGCUUCUACGGAUAUGGAUCUCAUACUCCUUAGUAGCAUUGAGAGUUAUGGCAGUGGUUCAGUUAACUCCAUGGACUGGACGUCGAUGGAGUCGGUGUCCUCACCGGUCGAGAUGCGUCUGCAUGGACCGCUGCCGGUGAGGAACUCGGACGAACUGAUGGCUCUGAGGCACUUUAUCAUCAUCAAGAGAGCCGACUGGGCAGCGUUUACCGCCGAAUGCGAAGCUGGAACCCCCAUCUGUGUCCACACGGUGGAACAAGCCGUUAUUCACCUGCUUCUGGCAGCAGCAGGUCAUCACAUACCAAAUGUUCGUAUUCCAAUACUCCGCCCAAACUACCCACAUGAUGCCUCCCGACUGGAACGAGAGAGAGAUGAGAUACGAGCGCGCGAUGCAAAUGACCCGCGUGUCGGCGAACUCAACGGCUUGAUCACCAAGACCAUCAACGACGACAAACUGCAACGUUGGCGUGAAAGAGUUGAGGAUUUUAAUUUCCGCGGCAGCUCAGCUGCUACCUGGAAACUUCUACGCAAUCUGACCAAGACCCGGCUGACACACCUAACCAGUCCAUUAGGUUUGGGGGCAACGGGCAACGGUCAGAUUGCCGCGAAAAUGAACCAACUGUUCUAUCCCCACUCGGUCCCACCUCCGGACAUCUCUUUCUCGGCCAAUGCUAUCCUCACCGCCGUCAAGAAAACGAAAGCCUCGAAAGCCUUUUGA
Molecule: messenger RNA, 999 nt
Organism: Dibothriocephalus latus
Lineage: Eukaryota; Metazoa; Platyhelminthes; Cestoda; Diphyllobothriidea; Diphyllobothriidae
Source: the annotation of a GenBank genome assembly